This is a messenger RNA of Darwinula stevensoni, 679 nucleotides long. The record is from the annotation of a GenBank genome assembly. Lineage: Eukaryota; Metazoa; Arthropoda; Ostracoda; Podocopida; Darwinulidae.
CUUUGCAUUUCUAUGUGCAGAACUUGAAUUCUAAUGAAGAACUUAUUACUAUUACAGCAUUGGUGGAAUCAUGGUGCUUGUCCUAGAAGCAUCCUUCAUCUUUGUAUGUGCACCUCCACUCCAGAAGUUUGCCACAUACAUGUCGGAGAAGCCAACUUGGUAUAAAGCUGCACUUUAUUUAGCGCUUGGGAUCCCAUCUAUCCUGAUGUGCUUCCAACUUCUCUCAAUUUUCGGGAGUGGUUGCAUAUUUGUAACUGGUGUUUUCUAUGCUGCAGUAGCCCUAGGAAAAAAAGCUUCUAGAGAGGCAAUGAUGGCUUCUGCUAGGGGAAACCCGGACGCACAGAAGGCAUCUCUUGUUGAUGAUCCAGAUUUGUACUUCCUUCCUUCACUCACAAGUGGCACUUUCCAUUGUGAACUUUGUGACAUCACUGGGUUGACUGUGGUGUUUCCUCAUGCCAAAGAAGAGGCACAUCUACAAAUCUACAUUCCUGUUCUGAGUGUUUUUGAGUUGUUUCGCAUGAGAGCCCCAUUGGAGGACAUGCGAGCUGCAGCCCAACCAACUGACAAGAGAGACCUCGUCAAUGAAGGCAGCCUGCCAAACAUAUGGACUGUGGCACCUGUUGAGAAAGAAAAUAUAGCAAAUGCUCAAACUACCAUGAGCUCACACCUGAGUGCUGUA